UAGUGUAGUGCCGGCUGGAGACACCAUGAACUUCCUAAUCAUCUCCACACUGUUGGCGGCGGCGAACGCGAUGCCGUCCUACAUAGCGGUGCCUGCUGAUCAGAUCGCCUUCCUGGACCUGUCGUCACUGCGCAGGGUGCCGCGCCAGACCCUCAGCCCGCCCCCACCCCCGCCGGUCCUGCCGCAGGCGCUGUACGAGGACAACUACCAGCCGAUACCGAUACAGAACUACCAGCAAUCUGUUGCGCUCGCCCCUCCCCCCGCACCUGAAGUACAACAACGGAUCCAACUCCAAGCUCAGAGCGAAGCAGCCGACGUCCCAGCGCACUACGAAGAAAGAGCACCUGACUUUGGGGAAUACGUAGACUUCGGAGCCCACACGGGUGACAACGGAGCAUUCGGGUGGUACGCAGACUAUCCCAUCAAUAACCACGACGAUUCUCAUUAUAGGAAAUAAGUAGGGUAUCAAAUACCUAAAAGACUCGAAAGAUCUGUCAGUUAUUUGUUUAAAACAGAUCUUGUUUAGUUAGGGCAUCUUGCCAAUCGUAAUUUUAAGUUACCAAAGACAGUAUUAUAGUGUGAUAUAGUUAGGGUGGAUAACCGCACAUUUGUUUUAGCCGGUUAACUCCGCUGCACUUUAGAAAGUUCCUCGUUUGUAAGGUUAAGUGAUACGUUCCCUGUGAUACGCACCAUGGUAGUAUAACUUCCUAAUAUUUUCAUUCUUUUACUUAUUUCUCUUUCUUUUUCUAUUUCUUUCUUACA
Molecule: messenger RNA, 762 nt
Organism: Aricia agestis (brown argus)
Lineage: Eukaryota; Metazoa; Arthropoda; Insecta; Lepidoptera; Lycaenidae
Exons: 3
Coding region: 26-457 (143 amino acids)
Source: RefSeq, a predicted model, not a curated record